This is a messenger RNA of Onthophagus taurus, 2709 nucleotides long. Lineage: Eukaryota; Metazoa; Arthropoda; Insecta; Coleoptera; Scarabaeidae. The record is from RefSeq and is a predicted model, not a curated record.
UCAAAUUAGAGUUGUUUGUCGGCAGUUGCGUGUCAUUUUGCGAUUUUCGAAUCGAUCCCGGUACUAGGAUGAGCCAAGAGCUCCGAUGGAUCCAGUCGGUACCACUUUCGUUUAAAACCGCAACAUGGAAAGUCACGAAUUAGACCAUGGUACGAUUGCUGGAAUUUUAAAAACUAUUUUUUUGUUCUUAGAAGGUCAAAAUUUAAAUAAAACCUGCGAAACUUUUCUUUUGGAAACUGAACAGUUGGGAUAUCCACCAAUUCGUACCGCAAUUGCUCAAAUUUUAAUACUAAAACCAGCAGUAACAGAAACAGUGACGGUAACAAGAGCACCGGCAGAUGUAGAUUUAAUUUGUCAUUGUGAUGAAGAAACCGAAAGUGAUCAAAAAGACACACAAAUUAAUCUUAUAAACGAAACAAACGAUCAAAAUGAAGAACAAAAUCACGACAAAAAUGAAGAACAAAAUCACGACAAAAAUGAAGAACAAAACCACGACAAAAAUGAAGAACAAAACUACAACGAAAAUGACAAAAAAGAAUCCGAAAAUAAAUUGGCAAUGGCAAAACCUUCAGUAACUUUUUCAUCGGAGAAAAAUCCUUAUCAGAAUCCACCAAAAGAGGAUGAAAGAAAUCAAAAGAACGAGCAUCAACAAAAAGAUAAUAAACAAGACCCAAAGUCAAAUCAAAAUAUGUUGUUGAAAGAUAGAGUUAUUAAUGCCGUCGAUUCCAAGGAAACCGAAAUGAAAUCGAUAUCCGAUAUAAUAUUUAUUGAGAACAGUAUCGAUUGUGAUAUCGACGAAGAAAUCGAAUUUAUACCAGAGCUUAAAGGCAAGACUCCAAAAUCGGAAAAUGUUGAUUCGGAUACUUUUAACUUUAGAAAGUUUCAAAAAGAAAUUAAUCAGGUGGCGUCGGACAAAUAUGAUAACGCAAGUCAAAAAGACGAAUCAUUACAAAUUAAUUCCAUUGAUUUUGGUGAAAUUAGCGAAAAAAGUAAAAUAAAUGGAGUUCAAAUCGACGCUUCUGUUGGUACUAAUAACCCAGAGGAAUUUCCACUUCAACAUAUACAUUUUGAUUAUAAACGGAUUAAAUAUGAUUUAAAAACGCACAAUGAUGAGUUUAAAUUGAUGGUGUUACAAGCAGUUCGAUGGCAAAUUACCAAAACAUCACCGGAAGAUCGAAAUAAAACAAUAGUGAACCUAGCAAAAUCCGAUUUAUUAGGUUUACAUGGAAAUUUAAACAUAAACGAAGGCAAGGACAACGAAUUAUCCUUAGUCAAAUUAUAUUUAUUAUCAGAAAAUUCCCCCAAUCUUUUACAAGAGGGUAUAGCUAGAUUGUUAAACGCAAUAUCUUCAUGUACUCUAGGUAGAGAUUAUCUAUGUCAAGAUGACCGAACAAUAAGAUUUUCCAUAAUACCAUUAGUUUGCGGUAGAAAUUCUCAAACAAAUUCAAUUGGAAUAAGCGAGACAACUAAAGAACAUUUAUUAGUAACAUUGCAAAAAUUAAGUUUAAGAAGUAAAAUGCGACUCGUUAUGAUUGAAAGUGGUCUUCCAGAGUAUUUAGUUGAAUUUUUGAGUAAUAAACACGAUGCAUUAAGUGAUUACUGUUUAGAAUAUUGUUGCGCGUUAUUUAUGAAUCUAUGCUUACAUAAAGAAACACAUUUUGGAAUGAAAAAUAUUUCAAAUUACCUUUUAGAUAUGUUAAUAAAAAUAUUAACUAAUCAUGAACAUUGUAUUCCCUACCUUAAUGGGGCAAUGUACAGUUUAUUUAACGACGAAGCUUUAAAAGAACAAGCAAAAAAAAGUCACCUUCAUGCUGUCCUCUUGGAUCAAAUCAAACACUUUAGUAACAACUGCGACAUUCAACAACAAUUAGAGUUGAUUGUUAAAGAAAUAGAAGGUAAAUUAGUAGUGAUGGCUGGUGCCUGUGACAUUGAUUGCCAAAUUCAUGAAGAUGUUGAAAUUGAUUAUAUCGAACCGGAAAUUGAUAUUGAUGAUCCGUUGAGUGAGAACGUAAAUGGAACGGAUUUGCGAGCUUAUGAGAAACAACGAGGGCAACCGGAAGCUUCUUCCUUUGCUUGUUUGUGUCAACCGGUGAUGCCGUUCAAAAAAAUUACAAUCAAAUCAUUUUGUACUGCACAAGAAGACGACGAUUUAUCAGGUUAUAUUGGAGAGAGUUUAGAUGCUAUUUUAUCAACGGUUGCAGAAAUUGAUAAAGAAAUUGCUGCAAACUCAACUAAAAAUGUGAUCCUUAAAGAUUCUCAUGAGCAAACGGACCAAAAAGAAUUAAAAAACCAAAAUGUUUCCGCUCGAGUUGAAUCGGCAAAUAAAUCAACUCAAAAUAAAAAAGAUAAGUAUCGGGAUAGAUACGAUCCUUCUCCGCCCAUUAUUUAUGAUCCAAUUCAUUGUGCUUGUGUUAAUAAACGCGACUGCCUAAAGCAAAAGCGAAGAGGAAGUAGUCUAAAGACGGAAAAACUUCCUGGUAAUAAAACGUAUAAUUGCAAUUGUAUUUCACAGAUGCAAAAAUUUGUUGAAAAUCAUUGUGGAAAUUGUGAUUGUCCCGCGAAUUGUAAAACUGUAAAACGAAAUUCACAACAAAGCCAUCCAAAAACCAUUUAUCAAAGUGACUAUUAAUCGUGUUUUUAGUUCACGAAAAAACCGAGAUGAAGAUUUAUUUCGGUCCGCUGUUGAAUUGAUCGCCAUGAAUUGUUGUA